UCUUUUUAGUGUUCUAGCGUGUAACUUUUCGCCACUGCGUUUUCUCUGCGCAAACGAGCGCUCUUCAAGUGCCGCCCCGCCCCUCCCACUUCUACCAGGAGAAAGAGACUUGAAAACCAUCAACACAAUUUGUGGCGAACUAGCACUUUUGACUCAAAAGCGUUUCAUAUUUCUGCGCUUUGUCAGCAUGUAACCCAGGGGCUGUUGCGUCGGUGUAUUCGGGGGUUCUCAGUGCCGCGACCUGCACCCUGUCGGAAGCCAUGCCAGGGACGAAGACGCAUGUGUGACCGGCGCUCGCAGAGAGCUGGGGAAACAAGCAAGAAGGCGCUUCCCAUCGCCGCAGACCAGGAGCUUCGCGAAGGCGAGUUGCGUCACGAUGCUGGAGACGGAGGGCAAAGAGGCGCCGGCUGCAGAGAGCAGCGAGGCAGAGGUCACGGCGGCACACAUGUCCAGCAGCGCUCCGCAGGCACAAGGCGGAGCGUCCGUGCACUCCUCGGCCCCCACAGCCACGGAGGAUGAGGACGAGAGCGAGGACGAGUCCGACAUCCUGGAAGAGAGUCCCUGUGGCCGCUGGCAGAAACGCAGAGAGGAGGUGAAUCAGCGUAACGUUCCUGGGAUAGAUGCUGCAUACUUAGCUAUGGACACAGAGGAAGGGGUGGAGGUAGUUUGGAAUGAAGUCAUGAUCUCAGAGAGAAAGAACUUCAAACUGCUGGAGGAGAAAGUGAAGGCUGUAUUUGAUAACCUGAUCCAUUUGGAACAUGCAAAUAUUGUCAAGUUUCACAAGUACUGGGCUGACACUAAGGAGAACCGAGCCAGGGUGAUUUUCAUAACAGAAUAUAUGUCAUCGGGAAGCUUGAAGCAGUUCCUGAAGAAGACAAAGAAGAAUCAUAAGAGCAUGAAUGAAAAGGCUUGGAAGAGAUGGUGCACUCAGAUCGUGUCUGCUCUCAGUUAUCUCCACUCGUGUGAUCCACCCAUCAUCCACGGCAACCUGACCUGUGACACUAUCUUCAUUCAGCACAACGGGCUCAUCAAGAUCGGAUCAGUUGACCCAGACACUAUUAACAGCCAUGUGAAGACUUGUCAUGAGGAACCGAAGAACAUGCACUUCUUUGCUCCAGAAUAUGGAGCUGUUGAUGAUGUCACCACUGCUGUAGACAUUUACUCAUUCGGCAUGUGUGCCUUAGAGAUGGCGCUGUUGGAGAUCCAGGGGAACGGAGAGUCCUCGAACAUCUCUCAGGAGGCCAUAAACAAUGCCAUACAGUUACUAGAGGACCCACUGCAGAGGGAAUUAAUCCAGAAGUGCCUCGAGUGUGAUCCCACUACGAGGCCGACAGCCAGAGAGCUGCUGUUUAACCAGGCACUGUUUGAAGUACCCCUGCUAAAACUGCUGGCUGCAAAUUGUAUUGUCAGCCACCAGCACAUGAUCCCUGAAAACGCCCUGGAGGAGAUAACCAAGAACCUGGACCCCAACCUGAUCAUCGCAGAGAUAAAAGAGGAUGUUCAGCUCAAGCUUUCACAGUUUCCUGCCCUGGAGCUUGAUAAAUUCCUGGAGGAUGUGAGAAACGGUAUUUAUCCAAUGACGGCGUUCGGGCUGCCAUGUCCUCAGCAGCCUCAACAGGAGACUAUUCAAUCUCCGGUUGUCAUCCCCUUGGUCAAAACCCCCACCCCUGAACCUGCAGAGCUCGAGACACGACGGGUCAUUCAUAUGCAGUGUAACGUUGAACCUGUUGAAGAAGGGGGGAAAUUUCAUCUAACAUUACUGCUGAAACUGGAGGAUAAACUGAAUAGACAUCUAAGCUGUGACAUGUUACCUCAUGAGAAUGUUGAAGACUUGGCUGGAGAGUUGGUGCAGCUAGGCUUAAUCAGUGAGUUGGACCAAAGCAAAAUAGCCGGUCUGCUAGAGGAAAGCUCCAGUCAAGCUCUUCAGUAGCGAGGGGGUUUCCUCAACCAACCAUGUCUCCUCAUAAGCCCAGGCUGGGGACUGGAGAGAAGUGACCAAUCAGUGGAGGGGUGCAUCGGUCACUGAUCCGGCCUCCAAAGUCUCAAAACUCAACUCAACCUGCAGCUCCACAGCUGAAGCGUCUGCAGCCAGUACCCCUUGCAGCUGACGUGAAACGAACGAUCGGUCCUAGGUUCGUGCUCUAUAAUCCCGAUCAGUUGAAAAAUGCCUUGAUUGGCCCCGAUACCGAUAGUUGAGAUUGGAUCGGGACAUCCCUACUUUUUCCUAAAAGCUUGAGCAGAUAAACAACUUCUAUUGAUUCUGACUUUUUGUUUUCAUUUCAUUACAGACCAUGUGACAAAAGUGGGCCAUAGUGGAUUAACUCCCAAACUUGAAUACUCUAUUUUAUAUAACACAGGUCUUGUUUAGACAUUUAUUGAGAUCAGGGAGUUGCUCGAUGCCUUUUCGUGACAUUUUCGCUCGGAUCCCUUUGUGGACUUCUGGUACUACGGUGUCUAAAAGCGCGCACAGUUCUAUAACUUAAAGAGGCAGUAAGAAUGUAAAGAAAAUGUAUUCAAUAUGUGUGGAACAACAAAACAACUGAUCAGAUAUUUUUGCCUAUGAUAACUCCCCUUGUUCUGGUAUUCUAUAUAAAUUAUGCCUAAGUGUCCUACAAUCAAUCUGCCAGCAAAAUGGAUGACUAUUGUAUGAGUUUUCACACAGAGCUUUCCUUUGAUGCUGGUUAUUUAAUCAAUGUUAAAUUGGCACACCUCACCUGUCAGAUCAGAUUAUAUCAAUGAUCUCCACUCACAUAUUUCUGAAGUAUUCUUUUUUUUUUUUUAUGUUUUCAGGUAACUGUGCUCUAAUCUGCAUUAUUUUUGCUAUACAUUGCAUGUCUAGUCCAUCUCAAUGCAUCGUUUACUUCGUUCUCCUCUGUUUGUAUUUCUUUUUGUGGACUGCUAAGAUUGUACUUCCCAAAGAUAUGUUCCUCAUUUAGCCAGUAGAAUGUAAACGCACCACUCCUUGUAUAGAGAAGUGGACAAAAACCAACCAAUGUGAUCACCAGAGUAGCUUUAUUCUGACUCUGCCUUGUCUCUCUCUCUCUGUGUAUCUUUUCCACCAAAAUUACAGGUGGUGUCUAAACUGUUAAUUAAUUUAUCAUUAUUGUGGGAUGGGCAGCUUUAGCCUGUUACUCCAGGACAUGAGCUUUUGGUUAUAUGUGGAUAUUCCUAUAUUUUGUAUAUGACAUGAAUGUCUGUAAAUGUCUCUUUUCUGAUACUUGUAUCCUGACCAAAAUUCCAAAGUAUGACUCUUUGAAAUAAAUGUGUUAAGUGCUUGA
Messenger RNA from Scophthalmus maximus (turbot), 3278 nucleotides. RefSeq names its product nuclear receptor-binding protein. The transcript has 19 exons. The record is from RefSeq and is a predicted model, not a curated record. Gene Ontology annotation, cellular component: endomembrane system; cytoplasm. Gene Ontology annotation, molecular function: protein kinase activity; ATP binding. The coding region runs from base 377 to 1930 and encodes 517 amino acids. Gene Ontology annotation, biological process: endoplasmic reticulum to Golgi vesicle-mediated transport; protein phosphorylation; intracellular signal transduction. NCBI's taxonomy places the organism in Eukaryota, Metazoa, Chordata, Actinopteri, Pleuronectiformes, Scophthalmidae.